Chelonia mydas (Green sea turtle) is the source of this 4103-nucleotide messenger RNA. RefSeq names its product TNF superfamily member 4 (gene TNFSF4). Bases 338 to 904 code for a protein of 188 amino acids. The record is from RefSeq and is a predicted model, not a curated record. Lineage: Eukaryota; Metazoa; Chordata; Testudines; Cheloniidae. The transcript has 3 exons. Gene Ontology annotation, molecular function: cytokine activity.
AUUUUCACAGGUCCUUACUCAAAACUGAACUGGGAUGCCACAAAAUCAGCCCCCACAUUCACCCAAAAAAAAAAAAGAAAAAGAAAAGAAAGAAAGAAAAGGGGAAAUUCAGAUUAGUCACAAAGAAGUUCCCCGCCUGCUGCUGCUGCUGCUGCUGCUGCUGUGUGUAUAAAACCCUGAGCCACUCCUGAAGACACUUUGUUCAUUUCAUUUGGGGACAACGCAUCUACUGCUUCUGCUUCAUUCCCCUCAAGAGAUUUGCCCUUUGUGCAGAAGCAGGGGAGGGCUUUUUUUUUCCGUCCAGUUGGGCUGGCAGGUUGGUGGCAGGGAGGCUGGGAUGGAAGGGAUGCUGGAGAUGGAGGCCCAAAGGCUGGAAGAGCAGCUGGAGCUGGAGAGGAGACAGGUCAGAAGGAACAGACUGCAGCUGGUGUCUGCAGUGGCCCAGUGGAUAGUAUUGCUCUCCUGCUUGGUCUAUCUUGGUCUUGGUUUCCUGCAUCCCCCUACGACUCCAAAAUCCCAGUGGAUCGAAGUUGCAGCCACAGGUUACGUCCCCAAGGAGAAACGCAUCAAUAUCUCUUGGAAUCGGGGCACCAUGAACGUCAGUAACCUCUCCAUCCCGAUCUACUGUGAUGGCUUCUACCUGGUCUCCCUGAAGGGAGCUAUCAAGGUAAUGGGCCAGAAGAAUGUCUCACUGAGCCUUAAGGUGUACAAGCGGUCCCAGGAGUCCAUCUUGCGUGUGAAGGUCACAGAGGAGGUAGUAGAUUCGGUGACAGUGUCCGAGAUGCGGUAUAAGGAUGAAGUCUACUUGGAGGCCUACAUAGAUGCCAAUUACAAAGAUUUGACACUGGGCCUCUUCUUACUGACUCCUCGCUCAUACUGCGUAGACGACAUGGAUAAAAUGUAAAGUAAUGCCCCUGCGAUCAAAUAAAACUGGGAAUUGGAACCCAGCACCUAAACUCAUGGGAGGGUUAUGACCAAUAGGCUGUACAUGUGCAAAAAAACCUACCCUGGCCUCACCUCUCAGGGGCUUGUGGUAUGUCUGAGUGAGAGAGUUCUCAUGGCUAGUGCAAACAAGCCAAUGUGCAAAUGGUCUUUAUACAGCACAUGUCCUGUUCCUCUCUUUGGGGCUCACCACAGCUUAUUUGUUAGCUGAAAUGGGAGAAAUGUACAGUGCCCUCAAGAAGAAUGAAGAGGACCCCACUGAAAAUUACCAAUGCUUGCCUCAGAGUCAGAGGAAUCCUGGAUUCUCUAUUUAUUUGAUAAUAUUUGUAUAUAAUUGAAAUUCUGUGUACAUUUGCUGAAAACAGUCACUUCAAUCAAGAAGGGACCUGGUUUGUCUUGAAGCCACCUGGGCAAGUUGAAGACUCCAGGGACCCAGCACGCAAUCUUUGCCUCGUUGUGAAGGAAAAGAUGAAGAGAUGGCAGGCAACGCAUCCCCUGCGGUGAUCCAGAUAAAUGUGCUCUGAAAGACUCAGGAAAUGAAAAAAUACGAGUGUUUGGAAGUGAGAGAAGAAGGCUGGAAUGGACCAGUGAGAGACUGUUAGGAAUGGCUUUUAAAAAAGAAAGAGACAAAUUAAAAUGCUGGCAGUGUCUAAUCAUCGGCAAACUCAGUGGCACCAUAUGCCCGCGCGCGUGGUCCAGGCAUGCAAGUGGUCCAGUUGACAUCAACAGGAUACUCCUGUUUGAGGUUAGGCAUGUGCAUAAGUGCUUUGCUGGUCAGGGUUUGUACAAGUUCUUGCUCCUUUGUGCCCAGAGGUUAGGAAUGGCUGCUGCAAACCUGGUAGAUGUGCAUUAGGAAGCCCCCACAGAGAUGCACCUUCAUGACUGCAGAUCCUAGCAUUCGUUAUUCACACACGCCAUGUGCAAGAAAAAAUUUCCCUCCUGCACAUAGGCGCCAACUCCAUGGGUGCUCCACGGCUGGAGCACCCACGGAGAAAAAUUGGUGGGUGCGCUGCACCUACCGGCAGCUCACCUCCGCCUCCACCUCCUCCCCUGAGCAUGCCACCGCAUCCUGCUUCUCCCCCUGGCUCCCAGCACUUGCGCUGCAAAACAGCUGUUUCGCGGCGGCAAGUGCUGGGAACGCAGGGCGCUCAGGGGAGGAGGCGAGGCCAGGGCGGGGGCGGACUUGGGACAGGGACUUCGGGGAAGGUGUUGGAAUGGGGGUAGGGCAGGGGUGGAGUCGGGGCGGGGCUGGGGGUGCGCGAGCACCCACCGGCACCAGGAAAAGUUGGCGCCUGUGCUCCUGCAGAUUUCCUAAGGUGGCAAGCAGGGCAGGGCAUUCUUGUGGAGUCUAGUCAAAUAUUUCCAGCUAUGGAAUGAACACAUGCUAUUGCCUUAGUUGCAAGCCAGGAGAACUUUGAAGUCCUGGCAAGUGGAGCGCCUUCUCCCCCAUCUUUCAUCUUAAUUAAAAAAAAACAAAAAAACCCAACCCCAGGAAAUUCAAUUUAAGUAACAACUGUUAAGAGAAUGUUAAGACUCUAUGGCUAAUCACUGAUAUCAGGGAAUGCCACAGUUAGUGUUGCAUGCACAACCUGAACCCAGCUCUCUUGCAUGUAUACCUAUAACAAUAAAGUCUUUAAACAUCUGAUCUCAUACUAUUUCUCAAAUAAUACUGCAUAUCAUACACGUUUUCUUCAACUUUAGAUACACAUUUGUAACAUCUUCUAGUGCUUAGUGUACGCCAGCCAAAAGAGUUCGUCUAAUUCAUUUGCAUGAAAAGUAUAUACUAGAUGAAACUUACCCAAUGUAAAUAUAGCAAUAUGGAGCAAAAGUAAAAAUGAACUAGGGGGUGUGUGUGUAUAUAUAUGCUAAUUAAAUUUGCAGCUAAGUUAAUUUCAGUUGGAAGUUGGAAGUUUGGGUUGCUGGUUGAAAAGAUAGUAUAUAGAUGCUGACAAAACUACUAAAAUACAUUCUGUAGGAAGAAAGGACUACACCUUGUAAAACCCCUACGUCAAUAAAGAUAGAGGCUGGGUUUUCAAAGCUGCCUAAUGGAGCUGGACCAGAUUUCCCAAUAAGUGUACUGGGAACAGGGCCUUCAAAUCAUUAAAUGGCAUUGAAAAGCUUUGCUACAUUUUAGGGGACUGGAAUGACAAAUAAGUAGUGUAAAUAUAAAAAGAAUGAUGCAAAUAUUAUGAGUAGGUAACAUGUAACUAGGUUUGUAGAAAAAAACAUAGGAUAUAUUGCAUCACCUGAGAAAUAGUAUGUGAACUUUUAAUUAGAGGAGGCAUUGUAAUACAGGUGGGUUGGGGGUAGAGUUAUGGUUGCUUGUACAACUGACUGGAGCGCUUAGCUGUGCAACCAUAACAUCUGCCUACCAUUGCUUUUGUAUGGGAUGUGUUGUAUAUGCUGCACACAGGCACUGCAGUGAAUGUAGAACUGACCCAGCCUCAGUCAAUCCUCACCUCCAUUGACCAUCUCCUGCAAACCUCCCUCCCCCCAGGUGAAGCUUUCUCUCCCUCUUCCCAUCAUGAAAGGCCAUAUGGUUCUAUGAACUGCUAAAGCUCCCAGCCACUACAGGGUGCUAACCAAAUCCAAAUCCUCGGGGCAGGUUCAUGUGUAGAAGAGUCAGUUUUUUCAGCUUGGGUUUACAAUGCAGUUCUCACCACCUUCGUCCUACCAGUGACACUGACUAGUAAGCACUAGGCCAGUACAUACACUAGCAAAGCAGGAGGACCUUUCUCCUGCGCAGCUCUCUGGCAGGUUCAGCUGCACUAACUUCUGCCAGCCAGCUAGCUAGACAGUCAUUCAGUCCCCAGGGAGACCUUUCAUUUGUUACCUGAGCGGGGAGGAGUCUCCUACUCUCAGAACCCCCUUCAGUCCUCCUGCUUUCCAAACAAGUGCCCCAGUGGAACCCACAGGGAGGAUGCUGCACUCCUCAUCUCUCAGGAUUUAUAGCAGAGGCUGCUGAGGGUCAGGGCAGAGGGACAUCAUGGCUUUCCUCGUUCUUUCACCUCACAGAUACUGUACCAGUUGCACUAUGCCUGAGGUGUGCUGCCAGCCUAAUAGCCACCUGAGCACCAUAUCUCAUCUUGUCUCCUUCCUCAGUCCCUGGGCCAAGUGAGAAUGUGUUUCCAUUACUGAGAAAUAAUAAAACAUUCCUCUGU